Molecule: messenger RNA, 4031 nt
Organism: Carassius auratus (goldfish)
Lineage: Eukaryota; Metazoa; Chordata; Actinopteri; Cypriniformes; Cyprinidae
Product: serine/threonine-protein kinase DCLK2-like
Exons: 15
Coding region: 348-2369 (673 amino acids)
Biological process (GO): intracellular signal transduction; protein phosphorylation
Molecular function (GO): ATP binding; protein kinase activity
Source: RefSeq, a predicted model, not a curated record
UGCGCGCUCCCGUCUACAGCCACGCUGCCCGGUUACAGCGCGGCGCGCGCAUUGAACCCGCACGCUCGUUCAAGGGCGGAUCGGGUCUGACCGGGAGUGUUCGGUUCAUCCAGGGCUUUGUUGCACGCAGCUGAAUCAUCUCCGCUGGGAUGGACGCGAGCGUCUGAACGCGACGAGUCUUGCGGAAUAAACGCUGAUGUAAAGGAUGCUGUCCGUGCGCCCGGUAAACGCGAGGCGGGGAGAGCGGCGUGUCCACGCGGGCUGAUGACAAUAGCGAAUAAAGAGGACGAUAGAAAAAAAGGAAAAAGAAAGACCGUUUGCGAAGUCGGUCACCGGGAAGAAGGACAAUGUCUCUCAGCAGGAGCAUCGAGCUCGAGCACUUCGACGAGCGGGACAGGGCGCGUUCGGGCUCACGGGCGAGCAGUCUGGUCCCGAGCCCCGCGCACAGCGCCAACUGCAGCUUCUACCGCACGCGCACGCUCCAGGCGCUCAGCUCCGAGAAGCGAGCCAAGAAGGUUCGGUUCUACCGGAACGGAGACCGCUACUUCAAGGGUCUGGUGUACGCGGUGUCCGUCGACCGCUUCAGGUCCCUGGACGCGCUGCUGGCCGAGCUGACGCGCGCGCUCGCCGACAACCUGCACCUGCCGCAAGGUGUGCGCAACAUCUACAGCGCGGACGGCGCGAGGAGGAUCGCGAGCCUCGAGGAGAUCGUGGAAGGUGAGAGUUACGUCUGCGCCUCCAACGAACCCUACAGGAAGGUGGAGUACACCAAGAACGUCAACCCCAACUGGGGCUCGCGGCUGGCGGGGGCGGGGCCUGUCCCGGGGGCGGGGCCGGUGGGCGGAGCCGGGCGUCAGGGGCCUCAAUCGAGGGAGCCGAAAGACUUCAUCAAACCCAAACUGGUGACGGUGAUCCGGAGCGGCGUGAAGCCCAGGAAGGCCGUGAGGAUCCUGCUGAAUAAGAAAACAGCGCAUUCGUUCGAGCAGGUGCUCGCAGACAUCACCGAAGCCAUCAAACUGGACUCCGGCGUCGUGAAGAGACUCUACACACUGGACGGGAAACAGUUGACGAGUCUGCAGGAUUUCUUCGGUGAUGACGAUGUUUUCAUCGCGUGCGGUUUGGAGAAGUUUCGUUACGCUCAGGACGACGCUGCUCUCGGACACGCGGGGAAGGGAGCCGCGGCUGCGUUCGUUAACGAGUGUAAGAAAUCACGACCGUCAGUCCCUCCCAAGACUAGUGCAUACAAAACCUCCGGCGUCCCGCGCUCCAAAUCACCCGUCUCCGCCAAUGAGGCUCCGAGGAGCGACUCUCCCCCGAUGAGGUCAUCGCAGUCCCCCUGCAGCCCCGGGACUCAACACAGCCGGAAGACAUCCGGUCAUGAAGCGUCUGCGUCCCCGACGCCCUCCAGAGACCUCAACGAUGAAGAAGACCUCAGUCCUGAAGUGAAUGGUAAUGAAGUUCAGUCGUCUGUCAUCAGUGAGAAGUAUAAAGUGGGGAAGGUGAUCGGCGAUGGAAACUUCGCUGUGGUCAGAGAGUGUGUGGAGAGGUCUACAGGACAGGAAUACGCGCUGAAGAUCAUCGACAAGGCCAAGUGCAGCGGCAAGGAGCACCUGAUAGCCAAUGAGGUGGCGAUACUGCGAAGGGUUCAUCACCCCAGCAUCAUUAUGCUAAUAGAGGAGCUGGACACGCCCACUGAACUGUAUUUGGUGAUGGAGCUGGUGAAGGGAGGUGACCUGUUUGAUGCCAUCACUUCCUCCACCAAGUACACGGAGCGGGACGCCAGCGCCAUGCUGUUCAACCUGACCGGAGCACUGCAAUACCUGCACAGACUGAACAUCGUACACCGAGACAUCAAACCAGAGAACCUGCUGGUGUGUGAUUAUCCUGACGGCACUAAGUCUCUGAAGCUGGGUGAUUUUGGGCUGGCGACGGAGGUGGAGGGGCCGCUGUACACCGUGUGUGGGACGCCGACAUACGUGGCCCCGGAGAUCAUCGCAGAGAGCGGGUACGGGCUGAAGGUGGACAUCUGGGCUGCGGGUGUGAUCACAUACAUCCUCCUGUGUGGUUUUCCUCCGUUCCGCAGUGAGAAGAAUCUGCAGGAGGAGCUGUUCGAUCAGAUCUUACUGGGCAGACUGGAGUUUCCCUCGCCGUACUGGGACAACAUCAGCCUCUCGGCUAAGGAUUUAAUUGGGAAGAUGCUGCAAGUGAAUGUUGCUGUUCGUUACACGGCCGACGAGGUGCUGGAACACCCCUGGGUGCAGGACGAUGCUGUGAUGGACACCAACAUGGAGUGUGAGAUGAAAGAUGGAGCUGAAUCAGAAAACACACACAACAGCCCCGCAGCAGAGGCUGAGGUGGAUCAUCUGUAACAUCUGAUUGUUUCUGUGUAGAUGACAGCUGGCAGUAAUCUCUCCGGAGGCGAAGAGGAAGAGAAACCCUGAUCGUGAACACAAACCUCAACACCCAGACCAGACCAGACCACCUUCUCUAUCAUCUUUUUAUCCCUUCUUCAUUCCCUUUCAUUAGUGGUGUGUGUGCGAAGUCAGCCAUUGAUUUCACUUAGCUCUCAUAUUUCAGUGUUUUUCAUUCUGAAUGAAUCCAAUCCGAUUUCAGAUCCUGAAAGUUGUUUAUAUGAACGAUAAACUCCACAUAUAUUCAUUUACAUGUAUAUUUACAUGUUCCAAUAAUUAUAAUAAGACCACCAGAGCUGACAUGAGUGGUUUCGGCCUAGAUGACACAUAAAAGGAAAAUCGACAAAUACUUCAGAACAGAUUUUUUUUUAAUAGGAAAGUUAUUAUAACGUUAUAAAAACAUUAUUUCUGAAUGUUUUGAAACAAGUAUUAACUUUUAAAAAAAAUGCAUCAAACUCAAAUGUUUUCCUCAUGUUUCUAUGAUGUUCGGUUUGUGAAUGUCCAGAAACGUUUUUCUUGUUUCUGUUUGAUCUUUUUGAAAACAAUGUCAGUGUUACAUUUGAGUGUUCUCUGAACAUUCCAAAACUAGUAACAUUUAAAAAACCUGAGAUAAAUGUCCAACUAAUGCAUUUCUGGAGCGAAGUAGAGAUAACGUUUCUGUGCUAACGUUUUGAGAACAUUAUUAAUUUCCGGAGAACGUUGCGCAAACGUUCUGUUAACGUUCCUGUAAGAAGGUUCAUCAUCUGCUGUCUGUGAGAGCAUGUAGACCUGUGCUUCAGAUCAUGCGUUCGUUUUCUUCACUUCUGGUCUGUGUUUGUACGCAGGGCUUCGACUAAACCAGCGACCUGGACUCUUACUGCACUGUGUCCUGCCCUUGUCCCUUUUCUUUCUUUCAUACGAGUCAGUGUUGGUGUCUCAUCAGAUGCAUCAUUAGAGUCUCAUUUCAGACAUCUGCAUCUUUAUACCUGAACUGAAUGAGAACAAGACCUUUGAAUUGUGUUGCCAGAUGUGUUACAAGUGUAUGACUUUGCUUUACACCAAAACUUCAGUCUUUAGUGAAUGAGGACGAGUGUGUGUGUGUGUGUGUGUGUGUGUGUUUUUAUCUCCAUGAAAUGCCUCUGUUUUUAGAAGAACUGUUAAGUCAAUUUUUUUCUGAACGGCCGCUUGUGGUAUUAACGGUAUUCACUUUUGUACGAUGGCUGUUCGGGACCUUAAGCUAGUCGUAAUUAGGCCGAUUCUAAUUAUGGAUUUAUUUCAUGUUUUGUUUUGUAUUGCACCAAUACAUCAUGAGUAGCUGAUGAAAACACGAGUGUGUGUUUUAUUGCAUGUGAAUGGCGUUUGAAAUGAAGUGUGAAUGCACUUUUUUGAUUUUAAUUGCAUUAAUGUGACCGUUCCUCAAAAUCAAUAUUUAUGGGAUGAUACUUAAAUACAGCCGCUUUGUCAUUGAAACAACCUGGUUUUCACAACUUUCUAAAAUAUCUAAAUUAAAAAGCAUCAAUUAAAGAUUUUUUUUAUUGUAUUUUGUGCAGUAGGCCUAAAAUUUUAUAAAAACAUGAUUUCUGGACAUGGAUCAUCAAGUAUAAUACUGUUCAAAAAAUUAGGGUCAUUAAAAAAAAAAAA